Messenger RNA from Aureobasidium musti, 876 nucleotides. Lineage: Eukaryota; Fungi; Ascomycota; Dothideomycetes; Dothideales; Saccotheciaceae. The record is from the annotation of a GenBank genome assembly.
AUGUCAUCCAUACCCCCUCAAGUCAAGAUCCUUGAGUUGUCUCGAGAGGAGUUGGCGUGUAAGAAGCUAAACUCCCACACUUUGCAAGCUGCAGUCGAAGCACUCCAUGUCGAUGGCUUGGUGGUGCUGAAGAAUGCAGUCGAUGUGGCUCAUUUGGACAAGCUGAACGAGCGUAUGGUAGCUGAAGCCAAGGUCUUGUACAAGCAGAAGACGACUGCUCGUAAUUUCGGAGCUUCCACAGGCAAUAUUCAGCAAGAACCGCCAGUCGACAAAGAUUUUAUCUUCGAAGACAUAAUUGCGAACCCUUGGGCUACGGAGGUCGUGGAAUGCAUGAUUGGACCGAAUCCAAUGCUACGUUUCUUCAGCGCGAAUACAGCUUUCAAAGCUAAAGGUCGUCAACCAGUCCAUAUUGACGUCGACUUUGACAUGCCAAAGGUACCUUUCGGUUAUUGUAUCAACAUCAACCUUGUCGAUACAUCGUCAAAGAACGGAUCGACUGAGAUCUGGUUGGGCACCCAUGCUCAGACGAACAUAGACGUCCUUGACCCGGAGGAGUAUCGCGUACGACCCGACCUUGUUGAAGCGAGACGUAAGAUCAGCCCACCAAUACAGCCCACGCUGCCCAAGGGGUCGUUGAUCAUUCGAGACUUCCGACUUUGGCACGCUGGCAUGCCAAAUCAGACAGACGAGCCGCGGGUGAUGGUUGUGACAGUGCAAUUCCCAAAGUGGUACCGAAAUGACACCAAAGUGAUCCUUCCAAGAAGUCUUGAGGGAAUAAUCGACUGGGGAAGUUUGAUGCCAUGCGUUGAAUGGGUAGAAGACGGUUACGAUUACCUGAAGGGAGCACAUACCCAUGACUUCUCUCUCAAGCCUUGA